This is a messenger RNA of Prorocentrum cordatum, 705 nucleotides long. The record is from the annotation of a GenBank genome assembly. Lineage: Eukaryota; Dinophyceae; Prorocentrales; Prorocentraceae.
CAUAACCCUGGCACGGUGGCUGGAUGGGCCGAAGGCUAUUAGAUAAGCUUGUCAGUGUUCACAUCGACACCUUCCGUCUGCUUCCUAGUGGAGAUGCCGACUUUUACAAAAGGCUUCCCAACCACAGUGCGCAGCACGGGACGGCGGCACGGUGCAAGUGCUGGCGCGGCCUCGAACCGAGGCUCCAGAGCUGUGACUCUUGCGCCUCUUACAAAUAAACAAUACCGAACUAACAAAGCAAUCGAACGCGAUAGUGCGAUGGCCCUUCACGUCCGCAUGAGACGUGUGAAGCUUGGAAUCCAUGGGGCAGCGGCCUGGAGGUGGCUUGCUCUGACCACGCUUCCAACGGAUACAUGCGGCGCACCUCCAGACUCCAGACCACCACUCCCAAUGAUGUCCAUCCUUGUGGGCGGCAGCUUCGAGCGGAACUCGCUCAGCUCCGCUGAGGUCAAGAGCAAGCUAAAUGUGCAGCAGGCCGGCGGCGAGCUUUCAAGUGGCUCGCGCGUGUCGCACAACAACGUCCACAGCAUCUAGCAACGUCUGAUCACAUGGGUGCAAAGGCCCCCGCAUCGAAACAAUCGAUGCGCCUGAUGUCCGGGGAUUUGGGGAUGACAAAGGUUUUGGAACGACAAGUUUGGGAAAAAAACACGUUGCCGUCUCAUGCAACUGGAGCUGCGACUCCAAGAUAAUGCUGCUUCGGAGCCG